Phasianus colchicus (ring-necked pheasant) is the source of this 697-nucleotide messenger RNA. It is a transcript of the gene ATOX1, whose product is annotated as antioxidant 1 copper chaperone. Gene Ontology annotation, biological process: copper ion transport. NCBI's taxonomy places the organism in Eukaryota, Metazoa, Chordata, Aves, Galliformes, Phasianidae. Gene Ontology annotation, molecular function: copper chaperone activity; metal ion binding. Gene Ontology annotation, cellular component: cytosol. The record is from RefSeq and is a predicted model, not a curated record.
AGGGGGGGCGAAGGGCCGGGUGCUGCAGCCAGCGUGGCGAGCUCCGGUCUGUACAGCCUGGGAACUGCAGGGUCCGUCCUUCCAGCUCGCUUGUCAAAACAUCAAGGAAAUGCCAGUUCUGAUUGAAAACGGUCAUAAAUGGUGAUGCUGAACGCUGUGGUUCUGCUCAGUUCCGGACUGAUCGGUGUUGUGAAGAUGGUGGGAGGCGAAAGGCUUGGUUUGGAGUAAAAAGAUGGAGGGGUUGCAGAGACACGAAUUCUUCGUGGACAUGACCUGUGAAGGCUGCUCCAAUGCAGUCACCCGUGUCCUGCACAGACUGGGAGGUGUCCAGUUUGAUAUUGACCUGCCUAACAAGAAGGUGUACAUUGAGUCAGAGCAUAAUGUUGACACCCUAUUGGAAACUCUAAAGAAGACUGGAAAGAGCGCAUCCUACCUGGGGGAGAAGUCUGUGCAGUAGCCUGCUGUGAGGAGGCUAGGAACUCAAAACCUGACCAGCAAAUAAGAUGGCUUAAGCUGUUUGCUUAUCUCCCACCUUGCUCUGCCAUUUGACCUUUGCUACCCUGCCAGAUGUUGGAAAGGAGAGAGCUGGCAGGAGGAUACAGCUGCAUUUGGGCUUUAAAAGUGGACAAAUCUAGAGAAGGAGGUUAUAUGCUGUUUCUAGUCCCACAGUAAAUCGAGGUGCUGCUUCUAUCUUUCA